GAUUGUAAAAUUGAGAAAAUUCCUCAUGGCAAAUUGAUCCGUAAUUACACCCUGAAUAUGACUCUAGUUUAUAUCUAUUAAAGUUGAAAGGUUCUAUAAGUAUAGCGCUAGUGAUCAAGCAUUAGGUAGUAGUUUUCUACCAGUAGCCUAAGUCGGUUGUCCAAAGGUACGUGUUUGAAGCAAGAAGCGAAGAUUGGAAGUCUCGCGCGUUGAUACAAAAGAUGUUGGCGAUGUAAUAGUAUGGAUGAAGAACCUCUAGUGGCUACAGAAGAAGCAACGAUCAUUGACGAUUACUCACACUCCAUAGAAACUUUACUUAAUCUACCGAUCUUAAUACACUCGAUACUAAAUUCUGAACACAAUAUGGAUACACCUAAUGAAUCAUCGACUAGUACGGAAGUUAUCUCAGAGAUCUCUGAAACACCGCUAAUCGUCCCAAGUGAAACUUCACUAGAUAUUGAAGGGCAACGGCAAAAAUCUCCUGAUAAAGAAACGGACGAGUGCACCACUACACAACCUACUGUUGCGACGACAGAAGACCCAGUCACAGAAACGGAAGAUAGAAGAGAAAUGGCUACCACCUCAAGACCUGAUGACGUCUCAUCUGAAUUAUCGGCUACUGCUCAACAAGAGAUCGUUGAAGAUCCAAUCGCAGAGACAGUCAAACAAACAGCAAAGACAGUCAAACAAAUGGAGAGUAUCACUGAGCAAACUGACAAUCAAGGCAAAGAAACAUUGAUACAAGCAGAACAAACGAAUGUCACCGUUGAACAAACUAUUGAGCAAAAUGAUUCUUUUGAACUGGGAAUAAACUCUAAAACUAUUGAACCCUCGGUAGGCAAUGUCACCACACCUCUCUCACCUGGCACUACAUCGCAAGACGUAUCUACUGCGAGGAUUGAACCUACUAUUAUAUCAGCUGCACAACCAUGUGUCACUGGAAGCACUUCUAUGGCUGCUAGAGAGCAAGUGGUUAGCUCACUUACGGCAUCACUUACUCAAUCAAAGGAAGUUAUGAUCAUUGAAGCUGACAAUAACAAGACCGAGAGUAUUCCUCAAAUGGACUCUACUACAGAGAGCACAACUCAAAGCAACCCUGAUGACACACCCAAACUCAGCACUGAAGAGACUUUAUCUUCUGUAACUGUGGAAUCACCAAACGCUGUACUAACUCCCACCACCACGAUUCAGGUUGAUAUACACAGCUCCUCUGCAAGUAAAGAGCCCUCACCUACUAGUACUGACCAGACGCCUCCAUUGAAGCCACCGCCCAGUGCUACACUACCUACCACUCAAUCUGCACCAACUACUACUAUUGUUGAAUCUCUGGUACAAAUCGUAUAUCCUUCGAUCGCAACUACCACCACAACGUUGGCUACCUUGUCCCUACAAACUGAACCUGUUGUAUCCGUACGAACCAGCUCUGUAUUUGCUAUCUCAGACUCUACGCUCGGCAAACCUAUUCUAACCUCUUCAGUACACGCCACGGCAAGCCCAAUGUCCGUUAUAUCAACCCCUCGUAUUUCUCCUCCCACACACGUACCCGUCGUCAAGGCUACUCACCAAAUUCCACCCCCACUCCAAAUACCGAAGGAACCUGAAGUGAUGGUGGGUAUGAGUGCAGAGAAACUAAAAGUAGGAUGUGCUGAAGUGCUACAAAGCUCGGCAGAACUACUUAACCAGCAAAAAAUCGAAAUCAAGAGCAGAGAGGAUGUUGUAGGAAAAGCCCCUCCUCAGGUUGCCGUGAUACCGCCAAUAAUUGAUCUAUUCAGGUCUCAAGACCCGUCUCGUUAUCUUGUUAAACAGCAAGGGCAGGGGCAAGGAUCGAUGCUUAAGAAGGGACGUGAGAGUGGUAUUACCUCCAUGGAUAAGAUGGGCCCUGUAGCUGUUUCUCAAAUGUCAUCCGUUCACAGAAGCACUUUGGAGGGAAAGGCUCCCCACCAGGUGGCAAGGAGGAUCUGGAUGUCCUCUUGUAGGCCCUUGGACCCUGCCUCGUUGGAGCGUAUCGGUGUGGACUCCAAGGGCAACAUGUACUGGUACGAUGGGGGCAAGAACAUGUUCCUCUCUCCCGCUUCAAAUGACACUGCCUACAAGCCAAGUGAGUCUGAGCUGCAGCUGGUGUGCAAGUCAAUGGUGCAGUGGACUGCCAAACUGAAGGAGUUACGAAUGUCCAGUGACCAGCAGGCAGAUACACAGCUGGCACAGACCAUCAAGGACCAGUACAUGAGCAGGGUCAGGGUCGCCACACAGCGCAAGCCCCGUGACGUCUCUGUAUUACAGAACCUCCAAGCUGUACACGCUGCCUCCGUAGCCCUCAAGCAAGCACAACACAACAAGUCGCACAUUGUCUCUAUGGCUACAUCGGACUCGUCCAAGGCGCCUCAAUUCGUCCAAUCAGCUUUCCCCCAGGGCUCGAUCCUUGUCGUUCCCCACGGUGGUUCUGCAUUCCACACAGUACUACCAAUGUUCGGUUCAAACCCGAUGAUGAUGCAGCAACCAGUAGCGGGUGUGACGGCCAUUGCUGGCAAAGACAGCUCUCUACCCACUACCUCAGUCGCCACACAGGCCAUCUCUGCCGUAGCCUCGAGCACAGUGAUUCCGUCCAACUCAAGUGCCAUGGCGGUAGCAACGAAUGAUUCGAAGAAUGUCCAGCAAUUUGAGACGAAUACGAAUCAAGAGACCAAACAAACAGCUAUGGUACUUACAAACGAACAAGCGAAAUCGCUAUUUACAAGUGAGCAAGCGAAAGCUCUAUUUAAUGCCAACCAGUCGACUGUUAAUAUGCCGAUGAUUAUGCCACCAUCUUUGACUGGAAGCGUUUUGUCAUCCAUGAUCCCCAACUAUCAGCAGGCGUUUGCUUACUUUGCUCCUGUAUGUGCAAUGAAAGUCACCGACCCUGUCAAAAUGGAGGACAUUAGUUUCGAGUGCAAAUCAAUUGAAAUUUCCGGUGAAGUUCCUAUCAAGAGAGUUCUUAUCGAUGAACACAAAGAGGGAUCUUCUGAAGAUAUCGAAGUGACUGAUUCUGCAACUGAACAACCGAAAAAAAUAGCUGAAUCCAAACCCGAGACUGCCAUUGUACAGCCAGCUAUGUUUGAAGGCCACUCCUCUGCUGAAGUCAUGUCGGCGAGGCUUCUUCUCUCACUAACUGGGCGUUCUGAGAACAUGAUUCCACAAGAUAGCCGUGCCCUUUUUGAAAAAGCGGUAUUAUCGAAACCUCUCACUCGCGAGGAAGCAAUAGCAAUUUCUACUCCUGUUAGCUCCUCCCCUUCCAGUGGCCGCAAGAGAAAGCAAACACCUAUCGCAAGUGCUAGGCCGAGUGUUUCUGAUGAUAGCUCUCUACCAAUAAAGGGAAAACGUGGAAAAAAACCGAAGGCAGAGGGCGAUAAAGUAACUCAAAAACGAAAAACACCUCAGAAAAAGAACCUCAAAGCAGAUGCAUCCACCCCAAACAAAAUAUCAUUAACAGAGCCCCCUAUUCCAAAAGUCGGUGACAAUGAGUCUCUAGAGUCAUCCCAAGCACUGGCUAGUAUGCAACAGUUUAAAGCAUCUCGUUCCUCAAAGCCUAUGAAAGAGUAUGUUAUUGAGACUGAUUCCGAUUCUGAUAGCAGCUCAUCCGGUUCCAGUUCAUCUCGUGCCAACAGUGAUUCGUCGAGUGAUAGCAGCAGUGAGAGUUCCAGCGAGGAGGAGGUGGUCCAGCCUAAGAAGGGCGUGUCCACUUGUGGGAGGGGGCGAGGAAGGGGGAGGGGACGAGGUCAGAGAGCUGCUGUGGACAGAUCAAAGGUCAGCUCAGAUGAAAGUGACGGUGGAGAAAAGAAACUGGCCAAACCUCAGGCCAAAAGAGGUGGGCGUGGCAGGGGAGGGGCUCCGAGGAAGCCUGCAAGCAAGAAGGCGCAGGAACACAUUGUGAGCAUCCCCACCAACAUGUUCAACAGCAAACCACUCAUUGGGAAGAAGAGGAAGGGACUAGAGGGUGACUCCGAGAAGUCCUUAGAUGCUAGCAAGAGGCCCACUACUGAAUUUGUGGCCGACGCCCCCACCGAUCUCGCCUCUCUCUAUGCCAAAAAGGGGGGAGUCGAUUUGAGUAUCCUUAGUGAACUCACUCAAAGUGUAUCUGGGGACGACGGUCUUCCCACUCGAUCGAAACGUACUUGUGUCCGUGUACGUGAACAGAUAUCGAAGCUACAGGAGAUCCUCGACGACGAUUCCGACAUAAAGCCAAGUCCGGGCAGUGCUGGGUCAAAGGUGAAGGGACGUGGCACUGGACGAGUGUCAACUGGUGGGCGGAGCAGUGAUGUUGGGCUCCAGGACUCUAGUGUGGCUAACUCGGCUAAGAAAUACAAACGUCCGGCAUAUAGCCAGUUCACACAUAAGAGGCGAAAGAGGAAAAAGAAGUCACCUGAAGAAGAGGCUCUGUGGCAGCCAGCCAAACAGCCUACUUCAGGAGAGAAGCUGACACCGAUGUACGUAUUCUCGACUACCUGGGCCAACAAGGCAGCUGCUACCGUUCAAGAUGGCAUGUACGAUAACAUCAUAAAGUUCCACAAGGCCCAACCAAAAGGCCCUGGCUAUUUGACUCUAGAUUCAAAGCAUAAGAAAUCUCCAUCACCGCAACCUAAGUCAGAAUCCGAGGAAAGCGAAGAAGAAGCGGAGGACAGCAAAGGCGACUCAGAUGACAAACCUCCACCCCCUAAGCGUGGAGCGAAAGGCAAGGCUAAAGUAAACACCUCAAAGAAAACUGUGACACCCAAGAGUGGGAAAAAACCUGUGAGAAAAUCACCACUGAUUCCAAAAGCUUUUCUGAGAUCUAGUUCACGUUUACGAAAGCAACGAAACGAUCCCGAGGAAUUUGACUCGCCGAAGGAGGUAACACCAAACCACACCCCUAGCCCAUCCCCUCCACCAGUCACAAGGCGUACCAGAGGCUCAACAGGAGGCAGGGUAACUCGUGCGUCUAGAAACAGUAUAGACAAGCAAAAAUCACCCGAGAAUUACCCUCUUGAUAGUGAAUCCGAAAGUAAUAUCCCCCCGGCAAGAAAAAACGAAUCAGAUGAUGAUAAGUACAAGAGUGAUGAAGAGACACUAUCAAAGAAGCCACGACUAGAAGAGUCCAACAUCGUAGGCACUUCUCCAGUUGGGAGUAGCCCUGGUAAUCCACCGUCUAAAAUUGAACCACCACCACCUAGUAAGGAUGAAAUCAACUACACUAUAUGUCAUGGCACACCACGAGAAAAGACAGACGAAGCGAGUCAAGGCGUGCUUCUGAAACCAAAAGGCCCUCUACCUACAGCACCCAUUGUAACACCUAGUGAAACUGCUUUUUCGCCAGAAGUUACUGGAGCAACAACCCCCACCCCACAAACUCAGCAUUCUCAGGCCGUCGUAGCUGAGCAGAGGCCUCUGAACAAGGCCACACCUAUUGAACAACCUCGGGAAGCUUCUGCGUGGAAUCCAAACUUGGGGCACCAAUUUGCCGGCAUGCAUCAUGGAUAUCCACCUGUAUACAACCCAGCCUUGCACGGAAUGGCGUAUCACGGACAUGCACCAGCCAUACACGGGAGCAACUAUCCAUUCCCGAUGGCGUACCCUUGGAGCAGUGCACAUCAUCAACUUCAAGAGCAGCACAGACAUUCUGCUCACUCUGCUGACGGUGUACAGUACAUGAGAGUGGCGGAAGCUAGUGGAAGCUCAGCCAUGGCGCAUGCCACUACAAACAGCAGCGUUCUUCAUCAACGGCAACAGCAGCAACACAGAGCUGCUCAGAUGCAGUCAAGUGCUGCUCGUCCGACAUUUGUAGCCGAAGCUCACUCGAAUCAGCUCGCAAAACCACAAACGACGCUUAGCCUAUCACAUCCUCCAUUACACACUCACACGUCUCCUGUGUCGGCAUCGUCCCCUCUUGGACACCAGACACCCCACGCUUUUGCUCAACCAGCUUCGUUGAAUCCAGACUAUCACUUUGGCUCUCCCAACCCACAAGCACACUCGCCUCACUUCUCGUACGGCUUUGAGCAAGGCGUUUCUCCGUUGCAGCAGAUGCAUCUCUGGCAGACACAGCAAAUGCAGUCUCCCCACCAUAUCUCGCAAAUUGCUGGCAUCCGUGCCCCUCACCUAUCAACACACAUGCAUGCUCCCGGACUAUGGUAUCCGCCCACUCAACCGAUGGCUCAUUUCAUGCAAGGAACUGGUGAAGUGCCUGCUGCACACUAUAAGAAAGCCGCUGGUAAACCUGCAAAGCCGUUACCCCAGGACAAAGCUGGCGCCAACCACAACACGAAUAAUAAUAACAAUACCGAAACAGACACUGAUGAACGAACCUUUCUCAACAUUGGACCAUACCUAGCAAAAUAUCAAGCUAAAGCGUUUCCGAUGGCAACUGGUUCACCGAGUGAUGUAUCCCUCGCACAAAUGAUAGUCUCGGAUGAAAUUUCCAAUCAGCAAUCCCCUGCUGGUGGAUCGUACUACUCAUCAAAUGCUGCUGACAGUUGAAAUUGAACAUUCAAUGACUGGAUUUGUAUGAAAAAUUAGUUAUUGCUACUUUUGCACAAAUUUAGGGAUUUUGGUAUUGUCUUUUUAUAAUAUGCAUCUUUUCUCUGUACGUAUAAAUAUAAUUCUGUCUACAUGUUAUA
Halichondria panicea is the source of this 6626-nucleotide messenger RNA. RefSeq lists its product as uncharacterized. The transcript has 10 exons. The record is from RefSeq and is a predicted model, not a curated record. Lineage: Eukaryota; Metazoa; Porifera; Demospongiae; Suberitida; Halichondriidae. Bases 241 to 6486 code for a protein of 2081 amino acids.